ACAAGCUGCUGCGGCAACGAGUCCCUUCUAAUAAAAACGUCUCCGUGUUCUACCGCAUCCGGAGACCGAGCGCGACCCCACCUCCCGGAUCUCAUCUUCGUCGACCUCCCUCCCUCCCGAUCCCGCCUCCCCGCCGCCGGGCGCCGGCGCCUACCCCUCCGCCACUGCUGCCGUCUCCCCCACCGAGGUCUUGUCUCCGGCGAGCGAGCCGGAGCCCGCGGCGGCGACGAUGUACGGGUGGGAGAUGCUGUCGUUCAACAUACACGAUGGGUUCCUGGAGGCCAUCGUGCGGGGCAACCGCUCGGGUCUCCUCACCGCCGCCGACUACAACAAUCUCUGCCAGUGCGAGACCCUCGACGACAUUAAGAUGCACCUCACCGCUACCGAGUACGGGCCCUACCUCCAGAACGAACCUUCACCCUUGCACACAACGACGAUUGUGGAGAAGUGCACUCUUAAACUGGUCGAUGAGUACAAGCACAUGCUGUGCCAGGCCACUGAACCACUAUCUACGUUCUUGCAGUAUAUAACUUAUGGCCACAUGAUUGACAAUGUUGUCCUUAUUGUAACUGGGACACUACAUGAGAGAGAUGUUAAUGAACUUUUGGAGAAAUGCCACCCAUUGGGCAUGUUUGACAGCAUUGCAUCACUUGCUGUUGCUCAAAACAUGCGUGAGCUUUAUAGACUGGUUCUAGUCGAUACACCACUGGCCCCUUACUUCUCAGAGUGCAUUACAUCUGAGGAUUUGGAUGACAUGAAUAUUGAGAUUAUGAGGAACACUCUCUACAAAGCAUAUCUUGAGGACUUCUACAAAUUUUGCCAGAAACUAGGUGGUGCAACAGCUGAGAUCAUGUGUGAUCUCCUUUCAUUUGAAGCUGACAGAAGAGCUGUUAACAUUACUAUAAAUAGUAUUGGUACUGAGUUGACAAGAGAUGACCGCAGGAAGCUGUACUCCAACUUUGGUUUAUUGUACCCAUAUGGUCACGAAGAACUGGCCGUUUGUGAAGAUGUUGACCAGGUUCGUGGUGCAAUGGAGAAGUACCCACCAUACCAGUCUAUAUUUUCCAGGAUUUCAUACGGAGAAAGCCAGAUGUUGGAUAAGGCAUUUUAUGAGGAGGAAGUCAAGAGGCUAUGCUUGUCCUUUGAGCAGCAGUUCCACUAUGCUGUGUUCUUUGCUUACAUCAGGCUCCGUGAGCAAGAGAUCAGAAACCUGAUGUGGAUCUCUGAAUGUGUCGCUCAGAACCAGAAGUCCCGGGUCCAUGACAGUGUGGUGUUCAUCUUCUGAGAACCCCCACCGCUAUAUAUGUACAAAAUGCCUGCUUUGAUGCUGGCACAAUUGCUUGCCUAUUAUAAACCUGGGACUUAUUAUUAUGCCCAUUCCCUCUUGUUAGAUGCCGACGAAAAAAAAGGGCAGACCUGGAGUCGAUGUAUUAUUUGUUUUGUAGUCAAAUAAAGGUGUGAUUGUCUGGUACACAGAAUAAAAUCUUGUCUAUUCUUUAGAAUAAGUGAAAUUUUGUGUAUUUUGGGACAGACCUUCAUUGUCAAUGUGCAGUAUGCUGUUAAUCUUG
This is a messenger RNA of Sorghum bicolor (sorghum), 1568 nucleotides long. Its product is annotated as probable V-type proton ATPase subunit d. The transcript has 10 exons. Gene Ontology annotation, cellular component: proton-transporting V-type ATPase, V0 domain; vacuolar proton-transporting V-type ATPase complex. Bases 230 to 1285 code for a protein of 351 amino acids. The record is from RefSeq and is a predicted model, not a curated record. Gene Ontology annotation, biological process: proton transmembrane transport; vacuolar acidification; vacuolar transport. Gene Ontology annotation, molecular function: proton-transporting ATPase activity, rotational mechanism. Lineage: Eukaryota; Viridiplantae; Streptophyta; Magnoliopsida; Poales; Poaceae.